CCUAAGAUGCAUGUUAAGUGGGUCGUUAAGAAUAGGUUUUUUUGGUUGAUACUGUCAAAUUUUAUCAUAAAAUGUAAUAUUGAAUGACGGUUUAUCUGUUAAAGGUAACAAAGCCAGUACAUGGAAUAACCUUUAUUGUUCAAACUACAAGAUGGGUAGCUAUUUUUCUAAACCUCCGCCGAGGAAGGAAAAUCCACCACCCACACCAAGACAGGAACUAUUACUCACAAAACCAUGGCGCGCUCAUAAGAUACUUUCAGAUGGCUGGACUGAGAAGGUGCAAAAAGAUCUUCUUGAUGACAUAGCUAACAAACUCAAAGAAAAUAUAAAUAUCAUAUUUAUUGGUCCGGUGGCAUGCGGGAAAUCAAGUCUAAUUAAUUCGUUUUUUACAACUAUAUUAAAUCGUAUUACCAGUAAGGCUUCAGCUUGUCGAGAUCUGACUUCACAUACGUUGCGUCUUCAUCAGAUAAGAGGAUUGAGCAAGCUUGAAAAAAUAACGUUCUAUGACACCAUGGGACUAGAGGAAGCAGAUGAGAAGGGCUUACGAACGAAACAUGCAAAGCCGAUUGUUAAAGGAGAAAUACAGCCAGGCACAAAGGGUUUUCUUCCUCACAAAUGGUUGACUAGUUAA
This is a messenger RNA of Ruditapes philippinarum (Manila clam), 631 nucleotides long. RefSeq lists its product as uncharacterized. Gene Ontology annotation, molecular function: GTP binding. The record is from RefSeq and is a predicted model, not a curated record. The transcript is spliced from 5 exons. NCBI's taxonomy places the organism in Eukaryota, Metazoa, Mollusca, Bivalvia, Venerida, Veneridae. The coding region runs from base 152 to 631 and encodes 159 amino acids.